Molecule: messenger RNA, 3892 nt
Organism: Amoebophrya sp. A25
Lineage: Eukaryota; Dinophyceae; Syndiniales; Amoebophryaceae
Source: the annotation of a GenBank genome assembly
AAAAAAGAAACAAAUUCUGAAAUCUCCAAAUCCAAAUCCAAAUCCUUCUCAUGUGAGAUCACCAUCGCGUGAUCUACUUUUUCUUAUCUACGUGAAAAAUUGGCAAUUGCGGCUCAUUUACUGAAUUUUGAAAGUCCGUCGUAGGCAUAGCUGCUAGCCUCCAUCACUCCCUUUUGUUUGGAGAAUAGUUGUAUCUUCGUUUCUGCAUAGGUACACUUGCCCAAACUACCUUACGACUAGGAUGUGACCGACCUCGUGUUCACAUGAAACAACAUUAUGCGGUCUGAUUCAACGCGUGAACACGAAGAUACUCUACUACGAAAAAACAAGAUGUGUCGGAUUGCCUGGGUCAUCGCGUUUUACGUCUACUUCCAUGCAGGCGUACAACACAAGCGAUAUGCUAUUGCAGAUCCGCAAAACAAAGUAUAUUCGCAGCAGGCGAAUGGUGGUGGCGUUGUACCAGGACGUAAGAAUAUAGAUGUGCUACGAAUGGGGGCAAGGGGGCGGAAAGAAUUAGCUGGUUCAGAUGGUGGUUAUGAAAGUAAGGCAAAUCGAGUGGGUCCUUCUUCUACGAUUGGUUCAAGUUCUGCAGCUCUGGGUGGAGGUAAUAUAGGUGGAGCAUCAACACCACAGCUUGAGGCCACACCCGCUGUGUCUGUUCUUCCCACAACGACCGUCACCGCUGCGACUGCUGAGCAGGUUUCACCUGCUGUGGCACCUACAAAUGCUGGCUCAGCUCAAGUUCCUCGUCGCAAAGCUCGUGUCACCUUAAUGCCUGUAGUAGAUGCAAACUUCGCCGGCAAGAAUUUUCUCCAGCUCUACACAAUGCAGUGCUACGCGCGACGUCAUGGAUACUACUACGAAUUGCUGAACCUCAGCGGACAGCAGUUUGUGGGCUUUAUGGUCACAUGUUGACUCGCAUGAUAUCAUCAUUCUAGCAACAUCUCGCGUAGCUUUGGAUUACCCUAGCAAAUCGUAUUCAAAUCUAACAAGAAUAGAUGCUAUCUUUCUCAUCCUCUUUCUCUUUCUCUCAUCCUCAUCCCUUUAAAAAUCUAAUUCCCGUUACGCCCUCUACCCUCACGACUUUUUUUUCCGCAAACACUGCGCCAUCGCGCAGAUGUUGCGCGCAAGACAAGGCAAGAGAGCGGCGAAAGACACGUAUAAGACGCGUCAGGGAGGGCCUGCUGCCAGUGACGCCCCAGAGGUGGAGAACGCGAUCCUAGAAAGAGAGUGGUCCGCUUCUGUCAAUGCUCUGCGCGAUCCGAAGAAAUUUUAUCCUGCUACGAUAUCAAAAGCAGGUGAAAAUGGACAAUCUUAUGAUUGAUUUGUUCAUGAUCUAAAUGUAUGGAGAAGUAGAAUCUCCCAGUCAGUGCAUAGAAUGCUAUCAGGUGGAGUACAACUUUUAUGAUUCGUCCCCCACCCCGAACCCACAACAUCACUCUUCACCCACAUCACUCUCCUCUCCCUUCACCCACAUCCCACCCGCACCUUUCAUCCCCUCCGCCACGACCGUUUUUCCGCUGCUCGCGACGAUUUUGACACACUGAACGGCGAAGGGUGGAACGAUGUCUACGUUGUCCUCGAUUCUGAUAUGGCUUUAGCGACUUUGGACAAAAGUCUGGACGAGUGGAUCGAGAAUAAUCCGAACGACUUGACCUUCUACGAACGCAGUUGGAAUUUUGAGGUGAUGGCAGGCAACUACAUUGUGCGGAACACCGCGUUUACAGCGGAAUUUUUGACCAGAUGGGCUGAGUUUUAUCAUCGACGUCCACCGGGGUUUAGCAGUGCGGAUCAUUAUGAUGGAGAAGUUUAAAUUGAACAGGUGACAAGGUCUGAUAGAGUCAUAUUUACGUUUUCUCUAAGAUGACGUUAGAGCAUUCAUUGCACAGACAGUCGGUGUCUAACAAGAUCAUGACAUGCAGGGUGUUGUUACAAUAUCUUAACGAUCUACUUAGAUCUAUGUAGCUGUUUUCGAAUAAGUAGAUCAUUCAAGUCAUCUUCAUUUAUCUCCAAUGUAUGAGAAAAGAUCAUCAAUAAAUUUCUAACCCCCAGGCGCCAUUCACCAGCUUCUUCUCGAGACUAUGCACUUGAGGGGCAACGGCGCGGACUCUGGCAUGGAGAGGUGUGACGAGAUGUACAAGAAUCUUAGGGCCAGUGUCAUGGACACCAAGCCUUACUACCGUUUCGUCGCUUGCACAAAGCGCACGUUAGGCCCUCCUAGGGAUUGGCGUGGCGAAUUCCUCUUGCUGGAGAAUGGAGGAGGAGACCACGGCCAGGACAGGGUAUUAGAGUCUGCAGCAUCCUCUGCAGCUAAACAGCCGAGGCAACCGUUUCGCAAUACGAGGAUUAUAGGAACGGUUCCACCGUCGCCGACAGCAGAGGCCCAUGCAGCAUCCUCUGCAGCUGCCUCUGGUGCGAGUAUUGGCUCUCUAUCUGCUGGAAGAACAGGAGGCUCAGGCAGACAACUAGUAGCUGGAUCCGCAGCUUCAUCGAGGAAUGAGAAUCCUGCUUCUGGUGCUGUAGCGAAUGGUGCUGAAGGAGCGGCAUCAUCGGCACAGCAGACAACUGUAUCUCAGCAGACCGAUCCAAAACCAAUCUAUUGUUACGGGUACUUAGGUUAAAGGUGUUCCCCCUGUUAGAGCGUUCGUUUUGCCUUUCUCAUAUUAAGGCAUAUAACGGCAUAUAGCGAACGGGGUACUGUAAGCGAACACCAAAAGAACCGUAUCUCUAAUAUUGGCAUCGGCGUCCUUCGAACCAGCCACGAGUUCUUGCACGAGAAGGGCCUGCAAGUGAUAGAGAUGGUGGUCGUUUGUUGAUGGAGACCAGUGACGAAGGACCCGGUUCAGAAGAAGCUCUUCAAGGAGACAACUCCUUAUCUUCUCACUCAUCAUCAAAAGAAUCAGAACCACAACUACCAGAUGAAAUACUUCAACUACAGCCAAACGAAGUACUAGGGUCACACGAUGAUCCGACAGAGUCACUUGAUUCGCCAUUGCGUCACUUAAGCUCAGAUAGUAGUGCGGCGUCCUACGCCCGUUUUCCGAAUGAAGAAACUGCGCCCCUAACGACGAAAGAUGGCCAUAAGAUUCUGCGUGGAGGCGUUAGAAUUUUGCCACGAUGGCACGGCUUCGCAGCUGAUGGCGCCUACGCUGGUGGUGUGAAGUGUGCGGACUAUCAUAUUUUUCAUCAUGGUGUAAAAGGAUCACAGCAAGCCGGCUUUCGAUACUUCUUGCGGUACAAUCUGAUUAAGGCGGCAUGACUAAAGAUCGAAUCAACUGUAUCUUUAUCACUAGACACCUCUCUACUCGAACCCACGUUGUCCCAGCAGGUGCGGCUUGGCCGCGAAGCGGUGGACCCUCAACCUUAACCUUAACCUCUCUUACUUCUCUUGUAAUGAUUCUUCAUGCCGAUGCCGAACUAUCACGUGGCUUCUAUGAUAUAUGACUCAAUAUGUAUAUGUUGAUGAUCCUCACCACUAUGUAGACACCUCUCCUCUAUCUCUUCUAAUUCAACCUCCGCUGAUUUGACCAACCUUCUUUCCGUCUCGAACGGUGGCCGCGACGCGAAAGCCUACGCUUUCUUGAUUCAGUCUCUCAACAACGCCAAGUGCAGCACCGAUUUGCUCGGCUGUGCCCGCGCCGGCGCCUGGGCUCCGCGGGAUUUGAUAUCUCAGAGAAUUUUAGCCGGCGAAAGAUGGUUCUUCGCGACGAAGACGGGGGAUCACUCAGUAGUGCCAAGAUGGUCAGUCCAGAGCUGUCUAAGGAAUUUUCAGUGUCGACCGAUGGCACCAGCGGAGCCAGUGACGAGUAAGCCGUUUACGGGGAGAGAGGACAUGGACACUGUAGAUUACAUGAACGCAGUGCCAAAACAAAGUUUGCCUUCGGGGAAAUGA